GGGUGGGAACUGAUGUGUGGCGGGUCCGGGUUUCUGCACGGAGCUUGUCGACGGGCUGAGGAGUGAGACAGGCGGCUGGAGUGAGUUGGUUUGCGGGGUUCUUAUUUUAUCGCUGAACAAUGCCGAAGAAGAAGACCGGUGCUCGCAAGAAGGCCGAAAGCCGAAAGGAGCGAGAGAAACAGAGCCGCGCCAGUAGAGAGCAUAUAGAUGUGGCGAAACAUCCAUGCAAUUAUUCUAUGGACUGUGAUAAGUGUGUAAGACGUCAGAAAAACAGAGCUUUCUGUUACUUCUGUGCCUCGGUGCAGAAACUCCCUAUGUGUGCCCAGUGUGGUAAAACAAAAUGCAUGAAGUCCUCUGACUGCGUCGUAAAGCAUCCUGGCGUUCACAGCACUGGAAUGGGCAUGGUGGGAGCCAUAUGUGAUUUUUGUGAGGCCUGGGUUUGCCACGGGAGAAAGUGUCUGAGUACACACGCCUGCACCUGUCCUCUAGCUGAUGCAGACUGCAUUGAAUGUGAUCGCAGCGUCUGGGAGCACGGAGGACGCAUUUUCCGCUGCUCUUUCUGUCACAACUUCCUUUGUGAGGAUGACCAGUUUGAACAUCAGGCCAGCUGUCAGGUCCUGGAGGCAGAGACAUUUAAAUGUGUGUCAUGUAAUCGACUGGGACAGCACUCCUGUUUGCGAUGCAAGGCCUGCUUCUGUGAUGACCACGCUCGAAGCAAAGUCUUUAAGCAGGAGAAAGGAAAGGCGCCUCCGUGUCCAAAGUGCGGACACCAGACCCAGGAGACCAAAGACCUCAGCAUGUCCACUCGCACUCACAAGUUUGGCCGGCAGAGCGGGGCUGACGACGAUGGUUAUGAUUACGGCGCAUCAGGAUACGAUUCAUACUGGAAAAACCUUGCCUCCGGAGGAGGAGGAGGAGGAGGAGGGGACCAAGAUGAAGAUGAUGAUGACUACGAGUCUGAAGAAGAAGAGGAAGAUGACGAUGAUGAUGAGGACGAGGAGGAAGAAGAUGAGGAGGAAGAGGAACCUGAGGUGGCAGAUAAAAUUCACAAUCUGAGUCUGGGUACAGAUAGUGGCAAGUGAAGGAGUCCUAGUUCAGUAGUGGUGAAUAAAGAACGAUUGAUAGCUGUGCCUCUGAUGAUAGAUAAAGUCUUAUUUUAAACCAUACAGGCUAUAAAUCAUGUUCGGCUUGGCUAUUUUUGUUUAAACAUUUUCUUCUCAAUAAAAUCAGAGUGUUUAAAAAUG
Molecule: messenger RNA, 1244 nt
Organism: Astyanax mexicanus (Mexican tetra)
Lineage: Eukaryota; Metazoa; Chordata; Actinopteri; Characiformes; Acestrorhamphidae
Gene: noazfp
Product: zinc finger protein 330
Exons: 10
Coding region: 120-1082 (320 amino acids)
Cellular component (GO): nucleus
Molecular function (GO): zinc ion binding
Source: RefSeq, a predicted model, not a curated record